This is a messenger RNA of Puccinia triticina, 1185 nucleotides long. RefSeq lists its product as uncharacterized. The record is from RefSeq and is a predicted model, not a curated record. NCBI's taxonomy places the organism in Eukaryota, Fungi, Basidiomycota, Pucciniomycetes, Pucciniales, Pucciniaceae. The transcript is spliced from 5 exons. The coding region runs from base 1 to 1185 and encodes 394 amino acids.
AUGUUUGCAGGACUAUCCUCGCGGGGUUCAUCGAGAGGGACAUGGAACGGCACAAGCAGAUUGCGGAGGACUUUCGACCGAGCUUGUUGUCAGAAACUGAACCACUACCAGUCAUACUCAGCCGCACCCGGCGGCUAUCCAGCUCGGACCACGAUCCCGAAGUGGCUGAAAGAGCUGGAGAAGAACCAAGCACCCUUGCCAUCACCCUUGCCGUCCCAGCCGAGGAUCGUCAACAACCGACAGAAGGAGCUCGAUGACCAAGCUAUCAUCUAUGAGGCUAACAUCAGGGAUGACUUCUCAGGCUCACCCAAUCGGAUCGGAAUCAGCAUCAUUGGUUUAUUGAUAACCAGUGGUUUGGUCGCCAAUCAGAUUCGCCAUCAUGGAGCUGGUCCAGUAUGGUCCGAUCCAAAGAGUGAUUGGCUCGAUUUCGAGCUCAAGCUCUGGGACCAAUCCACGCGAAUGUUUAUCUCGAUCAGCUUAAUCACCCUCUCAUUCGUAAAAUCGGUCAAGUUCUUGUUCACUUUGAGCCAUACCAUCAAGCGGAUCACGAUCAAGAAGACACAUCUCAGCCAACUCAAAAAGCUCGUUUCUGCAAGAAAAAACAAGCCAUCCAGCCAGGCGCUGUUGGAUUCAGUCCCACUGAACUUCUACUCGAUCGGUGCAUUAGAUCUGAUCUAUCCGAUCAAAAGGAUAUUCCAAUUCUCGAUCCUAGACUCGAUACCCACCAGUCGUCUGCUCCGACUCUCUCAGCCCCUCGACAGCCAGAGCCAAUCAUAUCACCAACGCUCCCUCUGGCUGAAGUUCUGUGUGUCCGCCGAUAGCCGCGAUCGCCCCCUGGAAAACACUCAACUCAAUUCCUUCGCCCUCCAAAUCCCUGCUGCUGGGGUCUGGGGAAACGCCAAGUUCGACUUGGCUCCUUCGGAUAUCUUGUCCCUUUUCGAGGAAAAGAUUCGAUCAAUCGAUGAUCUGAAGGCUAACAAAUCACGUUCAACCCAACCAAAGAAACCAGCGGGGAAUCAGCUACACUUGCCGGGAGAAAAUGUUGACCAAGAUGGACAACUGUACAAGCUUUUCGGGCUCGAUCUCCGGCAUUCCCUCGGCUUCAAUCUCUCGGUCCUCAAAGCCCAUCUUUCUUCUUACUAUCGACAUCUUUCCGCAAAGGUUUCGACCACUAAAGCCACCUGA